UGUAGGAGACUGCUUUGAUUGGGAAGAACGAAUGAUUUUGUGGGUUUCAUUCACUUGGGUUGAUGAAUAGACGUUGAGUUGUUCUCACACAUAUACGAGGCGUUUUGUAAUACUUCACCUCAGCCACCUUUUCAUGGCAACCACAAAGUUUUUUUUGCUGACCUGUGUUGCGACGAAAGCGUUGCGAAGGGUUUCCCGUCGAUGUGUUCACUCGUUCAAUCAAUCAGAAACGAAACUGGCACGCCCAGAAUAUUCCGCUAUAUUAUCUGCCAGAUUUAGUGAAGGAUUCAAAAAUGAGGAAACUUUGCUUUUGAAUGGUACGACACAAAGUGCCUCUGGAAAUGGAAUGUUUAUGGUUUCUGGUCCCCCAGGAGUUGGUCUGAAUACUGUCGUUGAUGAAGCUGUUGAAAGAUUCAUGGAACGAAAGGAUUCCUGGCAGAUAGAAGAGGAUACCAAGAUACCCCGACUAGUAAUAGAUUUAGACUGUAAAGAGAGUGCGAAUCCCAUACAAGGAGUCGUCGAGUUGCUGGCUAACAAAGUUUUUGGUCACCAAGUUCUCUCUUCUGAGUCACCGUUGAAAGUAUUGCAAGCUUUUCAAAGAGGUUGGGAGACUCGCGGUUUUCUUGCAACUAGUGAAUCCACUGCUGCUCGUGAAGCCAGCAAAGUGCCAGCUAUCUAUGAUGAGAAGGAAUCAUUCUUGUGGCAAGUUGAGAAACAUUCGAAAAGCAUGGCCACUAGUCAUCCUUUUCACUCGGCUGUACAGACGCUGCUUUCUAUCAGUCAACCCUAUUUGACCAAGCAAAGUCAUUCCGAUUCUCCAUCCAAGAGAGACCAAGUCAACUGGUAUCAGUUUUGUUUCGUAGUAGACUUACUUCAUUUGGUACAGCCUUUGAUACGAGUUGUCAUUAUUCUACGAAAUUUUGAGUCUUUGCUGGAUCCUUCUCAUCCAAAUGCUGCGAGCCGGGAAUAUUUUCAUGAUAUGUUACUGUUGAGAAGAUCCAAAAAUGGAAAACGGCUUCCUUUGGUUGUCACGGUACAUCAAACGCUUCCUUAUGUUGACCUUCAUCCUUCCAUUGCUCCAUCCGAACAUCUUCAAAUAUUUCCAUUGCGAAGGACACAAACAAAGGCGUUCCUGAAACUUUUUGGUUUCACAUGCAAUGAGAAAGUAUUUGAAAUCAUUUGCAAGCACAUUGGUGGCAAUUGUGGGGACCUCCUAUGGUUUGUUCAACUUUGUAAUGAUCCACAGCCCGAUGUCAAAUAUGUGAAACUUGUACUGGAACGAAUGAAAAAAGAAAGAGAGGAACGACAAAGGUUGCGUUUAUUGAGUGCGGCAGAAAAAUGGCAAGUUCCGGUGGUCGAUCUGGUUUCUCUUUUAGAUGCUGCGAAGAGAAUUCAAUAUCGAAUAUUCGUCAAUGGCCAUUUUGGAGCCGAAGUUUGGAGUUAUGACGCUACCAAAGCUAUUGUGGACAGUGGUUUGUAUUAUCGUUUUAUAGACCCUCCUAUGAUCAUACCUUCCAAUCUCUGCCAAUCUUUGAUUCCUAGUCUUUGUCGAAACUUGAAAAAGACAUUACCUGUAACCACGCUUUGGUGGUAUCGUAUCAAACGACUCACAGGAAUGUAUAAGAAAAUCUGAGAGAACUGAAGUACUAUGACGUCCCU
Messenger RNA from Galdieria sulphuraria, 1659 nucleotides. RefSeq lists its product as uncharacterized. The transcript is spliced from 2 exons. The coding region runs from base 134 to 1633 and encodes 499 amino acids. The record is from RefSeq and is a predicted model, not a curated record. NCBI's taxonomy places the organism in Eukaryota, Rhodophyta, Bangiophyceae, Galdieriales, Galdieriaceae.